GCCGUUACCUCCGCGUCGUCCUCGUCGUCGUUCAGUCUUACCUUCACUUCCAGCAGAACUUCAUCUUCAAGCGAAUCCACGCGCCGUUUUCUUUUUGUUUGGCUUUCCUCUUGGCGGCUUAUCCUCAUCAUCGAUGGUGAUUAGUCGCUGAUUAAUUUCCCGCGAAUAAUCGUCCCCUCAGUGUUCACGAAGGAUGCGCCGAUCGUUGGGCAUGCAUCGAGGAUUCAACAGGUAUCAAAAGUGGCGCAAUUAUUGUAACAAGACUGUCCUUUGCUCGAACCUUCCGUCAAAAUCCAUAAAGUGAUGAAGAAUCCAUGAACCUCAGUGAGACUUUCUCGAGCGGGAAAGUUCUCAGUUGCGCUACAUGAACGCCAACGAUGGAUCCUGUUCAAACGUGGACUCCUCAAGCGAGGACAAGAAGGACAAGGGGGAAGAUGUCGAAAAUGAGACUGAAAGCGUCGAAGCGGAUGUGGUGACGAACACCAGCGAAGUGACGAGUCGCGAUGCCAAGCUCCUCGAAGAGGAACCGGAUUGCCCGGAAAGCAAAACCGAAGAACUGCCACCGACCCUUCACGAGCGAUUUUCGCGCGUCAAGCAAAUCGUGAAGGACGCUAUAGCUGCCCAUCAUACUUUCAUGAUUUACGGGAAAUCGCGGGUCAUUCGCGAUUGUAUGCUGAAGAGGGGAUGGUGCGAGAAAUUUUACCGCAGAAACAGCGCUGCCGACCAGCACUUCAACGUCGACGCGAGUCCCGUGGUCCUGCUGGCCGGCAUCGGCGACUUGAAGGAUCAGCAGAACGAACGUCAGUUGAUAUCGAGGAUGCUCACUAAUCACACUGUCGACUUCCUGUGGAACACGGGCUCCGAUUGGCCCGGCUGGCCCGCGCAGGAUAACAAAAUCACUGUGUUCAAUCGAUACUGUCGAGCGGGCUUCACGUCCAAGGUGGGCUUGUGCUCGAGUGUCCGACAAAUGCACUGGUAUUACGAAGCCGGAGUGGCCAACACUCUGUUCCCGCGCUGCUACAACAUAUGUCAGGACGAUCAGAUGCACGCCUUCGUCGAGGAUUUCCGACUCACAGGCUGCCUGAGUCUGCUGAAGUGGUUAGUAGCGAAGGUCAACGCCGAGGAUGAAAACGCCGUGCACUCGCCUAAUGGCACGAUACCCCUGAAGGCGCUCGACUUCGCGAUCAAGAGAUGCAACGACUACAUCAGCGCCAAGUCGCACGAGGACAUCGAUCAGGAGAGCGAGCGAGUCUGGUCUCACCAGUGGGACCAAUUUGUUGGCUGGUAUUAUCAGAUCGUCCACGGACAAGCUCUCUUCGUUCACGCCAAUGUACCCUUUAACAAAUACGUCCUGGCCUCGAAGCAUAUCCUGAGGAAGAUGAAGAGGCAUUGGCCGCAGCUCGACAUGGACGGCGUGAUGAACGUGUGGAUCCUCAAGCCAGGCAACAAGAGCCGGGGCCGCGGUAUCGUGCUGAUGAACAAGCUGGAGGACGUGGUGGCGAGGAUCAACCCAACGGGCAAGUCGGACGCGCGCUACGUGGUGCAGAAGUACAUCGAACGGCCGUUGCUGAUCCACAGCACCAAAUUCGACAUCAGGCAAUGGUUCAUCGUCACGUGCGCGCAGCCGUUGACCCUCUGGAUGUACAGGGAGAGCUACCUGCGCUUCUGCUCGCAGAAAUUCAGCCUGGACGACUUCCACGAGUCGAUUCAUCUGUGCAAUCACGCAAUCCAAUGCAAAUACAAUAACUGCGGCGACAGGGACCCCGCGCUACCCGCGGACAAUAUGUGGGACGUCACGGCAUUCAAAGAGUUCCUCAAAUCUCAAGGUCACGGGGAGGCAUGGGACGAGUUGAUCUACCCCGGAAUGAAGCAAGGCCUGGUGGGUUCGUUGUUGGCCAGUCAGGAAGCCAUGGAUCGACGGAAGAACAGUUUCGAGCUGUACGGCGCCGACUUCAUGGUCAUGGAGGACUUCUCGGUGUGGUUAAUUGAGAUCAACAGUCACCCGGACAUGAGUUACUCCACCAGCGUCACCACACGAUUAUGCCGACAAGUGAUGGAGGACACCAUCAAAGUCGUGGUGGACUUUCGGGAGGACAAGAACGCGGACACGGGACACUUCGAGUUGGCUUACAAGCAACGAAUGCCGAGCUGCCACCCGUACCUCGGCGCGGCCUUGUCGCUGCAAGGCACGCGCAUCACCACGUGCGAGAAAAGAUCAAACACGAAUCUGGAUCACAAGGUCAGCCUGAUCGCGAAGUCCCCGUUGACGAAGAAGAAGUCGCUGGUACACAGCAACAUCGGGCCGGUGAUCGUCGACUUGAUAGAGGAACUGGAGAUCCAGCUCGAUCAAGAAUUGUAUUCUUAUUACAACUUGAACUCGCCCAAGCUGAGAUUGGCAGUCCCGGCGACUGCGCCAGUGAAGUCCUCGAAGACGUCGGUUUUCGACGAAAAGGUCGAAACCGUCACGAGAAGCACCUCGGUCAGCACGACGACCAUCAAUAAGACGAAGUCGUCCACCAACGUCCAGAGCAAGCUGAUCAAGGCCAACAAGGCGAACAACGGGAAAAGCUCGUCGCACAAACCCGCACGGAAGCUGCGCACGUUUACGGGAACGGUGAACGGCAAAGCGGACACGAUGCCGACGAGGCAGACGUUGAUCUCGAAGAUCAUGGCUCUUCAGCAACAAUCGACGAGCAUGGCGCCGAAGUCUGAGAAGCCGGCGAGGAAGAACGAAGAGAAGAUCGUCAAGACCGCGAUGCGCGACGCCAUGAAGAAAUACAAGAGGAACGUGGCGAUCCCGGCGAAGGCGACGCCGCAGCCGUCCCUGUUCGCGGCGAAGGCCAAGCUUACAGCCACGUCGACGGCCGAGAGUAAAACCCGAAGUAGCUUCCCGAAGAAACAGACGUACCGUAAGAAGAACAAAAUCCUGACGGACAUCACUGACAUGUACGCCGUCGGUUUAAGCCUGACCAAAUAGUUCAAAGAGAGAAAGAGGAAAGGAAACAGGAACUCUAUUAUAUGAAACGCAUUCGUUACCCGUUAUUCUUCUCUUAUUGCUGUUGAUCGAUUCUUCAAUUCUAUCUACAAGUGAUCUAUGUAUACAAUUAAUAA
This is a messenger RNA of Harpegnathos saltator (Jerdon's jumping ant), 3111 nucleotides long. RefSeq names its product tubulin glycylase 3A. Gene Ontology annotation, molecular function: protein-glycine ligase activity, initiating. The record is from RefSeq and is a predicted model, not a curated record. The transcript is spliced from 14 exons. Gene Ontology annotation, biological process: protein polyglycylation; cilium movement; cilium assembly. The coding region runs from base 365 to 2977 and encodes 870 amino acids. Gene Ontology annotation, cellular component: microtubule cytoskeleton; axoneme. NCBI's taxonomy places the organism in Eukaryota, Metazoa, Arthropoda, Insecta, Hymenoptera, Formicidae.